Equus quagga is the source of this 627-nucleotide messenger RNA. RefSeq lists its product as uncharacterized. The transcript is spliced from 2 exons. NCBI's taxonomy places the organism in Eukaryota, Metazoa, Chordata, Mammalia, Perissodactyla, Equidae. The record is from RefSeq and is a predicted model, not a curated record. The coding region runs from base 1 to 627 and encodes 208 amino acids.
AUGAGUGAAGUCACAAAGCGGCGGCCCGAUCGGCUUGGAGGCGCGCGGCGACCUCCCCGCGGACGCGACGCCGGGGCUACUGGGCUGCUGUGGCCGGGCUCCUUUCGCUUUUGGUUCGGACUCUCCGGGGUGGGAGGGUCGGCGCGGACAGGCUGCGCGGGGGGCGCCGGCGGGGAUGCCUGCCCUGGCCGUCCCAGCGCGCCCGGCCGCCCCGCUCUUGCACAACUCCGGAGCAACAGAUGGAGUCCUCCGGCCACUCCUUCCCUCGGGGUUUCCGGGGUACCAGGCCUUGAACCCCGAGAACUUCCCCUCCGAGGUCCCGCCGCCCGCGCGUCGCGGGGGAGAGGGUGGCCACCGUGUGGUGACAUCCACCGCAUCCUGCCGCGCUGUUUCUGCUCCUGCUGCAGGGGUGGGGACAGAGUGUCAGGUGGCGCUGGCGGCGCCGCCGCCGCCGCCGCCACCGCCUCUUGGGCCAGACCCAGGCGGCGCUGGCCGCCUCGUGGGCCGCGGGUCCGCCUCCGCCGCGCGGAGGGCGUGGGUUCCCGGCUCCCGGAAGCGGCGGCCGCGGCGCGGAGCCGAGCGGCGUCGGUCCCCGGGGCUGCAAUGCGCGGCGGCCGGAGGCUGUGA